Messenger RNA from Carlito syrichta (Philippine tarsier), 932 nucleotides. Its product is annotated as PCNA-interacting partner-like. Gene Ontology annotation, biological process: negative regulation of double-strand break repair via homologous recombination. The record is from RefSeq and is a predicted model, not a curated record. The transcript is spliced from 2 exons. Gene Ontology annotation, cellular component: chromatin. Lineage: Eukaryota; Metazoa; Chordata; Mammalia; Primates; Tarsiidae. The coding region runs from base 1 to 417 and encodes 138 amino acids.
AUGGCGGUGCUUAAACAGAAGUCUGUCUUGGAUAUGAUUAAAGAGUUUAGAAAUAAUUGGCAUACUCUUUGUAACUCUGAGAGAACUACUCUUUGUGGUGCAGACUCCAUGCUCUUGGCAUUGCAGCUUUCCAUGGCAGAGAACAACAAACAGCACAGUGGAGAAUUUACAGUCUCUCUUAGUGAUGUCUUACUGACCUGGAAAUACUUACUCAAUGAGAAGUUGAACUUACCAGUUGAAAAUAUGAAAGUGACUGACCAUUAUGAGGACAUUAAGAAGUCUUAUGAUGAUUUCUUGAAGAAUAGUAAUAUGUUGGAUCUGAUUGAUGUUUAUCAAAAAUGUAAGGCUUUGACUUCUGAUUGUGAAAUUAAUAACACAAUAUCUUCUGUAAGUAUUUUUAAAAUGAUUCUAUUUUAAUCAAAUUAAAAUUCAGCUAUAUUUAUAUUUAUUUUAAACUUUAAUAUCACCACUUAGAGCAACUUGAUAAUGAUUUUACUUUUGGGAUCAUUUUAAGAAUGGAAAAUUUAGCUACCUGAAAGCUAGUUAUUACUUGAAAGAAAUCUUUUGGUGGCAAAUUUUGCUGGAUUUGUGUUACUGUUAUUUGGUCGGUAUAUAAUCAACUUCUUGCUAGAUUAGAACAUUUGUAACAAGGAAACUAGUCUCAAAUGCUGGAUUUCUUUUUGAAUUAUGUCAAAGAUUGCUUUUCUAUUUUACUUUCUUGGUUUAAUGUGCAUCUGUUCAUUUGGCAUAUAUUGUAUAAAAGAUUGGUAUGAUUCUCUGGAUUAAGAAUAUUAUUUUACUAUAGGGUAUCAUUAAUAUUGAGAAUAAUAUGAUGCAAUAUACAUGGGAUAAUAGAUUAUACCUUUUUUGCACAAGCAUAUUUUUUAAAUGGGGUGUAAGUUUAAAAAUUAAAUGGAGUAGCAUACCUUGCA